This is a messenger RNA of Agelaius phoeniceus (red-winged blackbird), 3053 nucleotides long. The record is from RefSeq and is a predicted model, not a curated record. NCBI's taxonomy places the organism in Eukaryota, Metazoa, Chordata, Aves, Passeriformes, Icteridae.
UAUGUGGGGUGAUGCCCGCGGGGCACGGACCCCACUGGGGGUACACGGACCCCACUCGCACCAACUCAGCCCGGGGAGCCCCUGGGACCCCCCUGACCCCACCUCAGCCCUGGGAGCCCCCCCAGACCCUCCCUCGCUCACCCCCUGCCCUGGGGUCCCCCCUCCCCUAGGAUGGUUCAGCCCCCCCUUAACCCCCCCUCAGGGAAUGGUUCCUCCCCGCCCACCUGGACACCCCUCAGCGAUGGUACAUCCUCCCCCCUCCGUCCCCCGCCUCAGUGGUACAGCCCAAGCUCCCCCGGCGCUCAGCCUAACUUGCUAGGUGCCGCUGCGGCUUGCGAUUGGUCAGCUGGCGAGAGGGGGCGGAACGGAGAGCUGCGAUUGGACGAAACAGCGCGGGAGGCGGGGCCGCGGGCCCGGGGCGGGCAGGGUUGGUUGCGCGGCGCGGCGGCGGGUCGGGCGCUGUGAGGGGAGGCAGGAAAAUGGCGCUGACGCAGGGCACGAAGCGCAAAGUCUGCUACUACUACGAUGGGGAUGUUGGGAAUUAUUAUUAUGGCCAAGGACACCCCAUGAAACCCCACAGGAUCCGCAUGACCCACAACCUCCUGCUCAACUAUGGCCUCUACAGGAAGAUGGAGAUCUAUCGUCCCCACAAGGCCAAUGCAGAGGAGAUGACCAAGUACCACAGCGAUGAUUACAUCAAAUUCCUGAGGUCCAUCCGCCCUGACAACAUGUCUGAGUACAGCAAGCAGAUGCAGAGAUUUAAUGUUGGGGAGGACUGCCCUGUGUUUGAUGGGCUCUUUGAGUUCUGUCAGCUCUCUGCUGGAGGCUCUGUUGCCAGUGCUGUGAAGCUGAACAAGCAGCAGACAGACAUUGCAGUGAACUGGGCUGGAGGUCUCCACCACGCCAAGAAAUCAGAAGCCUCUGGGUUCUGCUACGUCAACGACAUCGUGCUGGCCAUCCUGGAGCUGCUCAAGUACCACCAGCGAGUGCUGUACAUUGACAUCGACAUCCACCACGGGGAUGGGGUGGAGGAAGCUUUUUACACCACAGACAGGGUCAUGACCGUGUCCUUCCACAAAUAUGGAGAAUAUUUCCCAGGAACUGGGGACCUGAGGGACAUUGGGGCAGGCAAAGGGAAAUAUUACGCUGUCAAUUAUCCCCUGCGGGACGGCAUCGACGACGAGUCCUACGAAGCCAUUUUCAAACCUGUGAUCUCCAAGGUGAUGGAGACGUUCCAGCCCAGCGCUGUCGUCCUGCAGUGUGGCUCUGAUUCCCUGUCUGGGGACAGGCUGGGCUGCUUCAACCUCACCAUCAAAGGCCAUGCCAAGUGUGUGGAGUUUGUGAAGAGCUUUAACCUGCCCAUGCUGAUGCUGGGAGGAGGGGGGUACACGAUCCGCAACGUGGCGCGCUGCUGGACCUACGAGACUGCUGUGGCUCUGGACACUGAGAUCCCCAAUGAACUUCCAUACAACGACUACUUUGAGUACUUUGGGCCAGACUUUAAGCUCCACAUCAGCCCCUCCAACAUGACCAACCAGAACACCAACGAGUACCUGGAGAAAAUCAAGCAGAGGCUCUUUGAGAACCUGAGGAUGCUCCCUCACGCUCCUGGCGUCCAGAUGCAGCCAAUUCCUGAGGAUGCUGUCCAGGAGGACAGCGGGGAUGAGGAGGAGGACGAUCCUGAAAAACGCAUCUCAGUCCGAAAUUCCAACAAGAGAAUUUCCUGUGACGAGGAAUUCUCAGACUCUGAGGAUGAGGGCGAGGGAGGGCGCAAGAACGUGGCCAACUUCAAAAAAGCCAAACGUGUGAAGGCAGAGGAGGAGAAGGAGGAGCAGGAGAAGAAAGAUGAGAAAGAAGAGGAAAAAGCAAAAGAGGAAAAAGCAGCAGCAGCAGCAGCAACAGCAGCAGAGCCCAAAGGGGUGAAGGAAGAGACAAAAUCCACCUGAGUGGCUGCAGCUGCUGUGGCUUUGGCUCCUGGGCUGCCUCCUCCCUGCAGGAUUUCUAUUUUCUAGAUGUUUUCUGUAUAUAUUUCUAUAUAAUUGUACAAAUGACUGGAGAACUGUAAAUUAUUCCUGGCUGCAGCCCUGGGAGCAGCCCAGCUCUGGUGCCCAGGGAGUUUCACCCUUUGCCUUCCACUUCCCUCCUUGGUGUGGCUCUAAAAACACAAAAAUCACUUCCUCCCCUCACCUUUCUCCAAAAUAACCUUGGAAAAAAAUAAUUGAAGUAGAAGUAGUGUCUGCAUUUCAGGUUAGGUGGAAAGAUGGCCAUCAAUUCUUGGUUUUUUUGGAAUUUAUUUCCUUUUUUUUUUGCUGGUUUUAAUGGGAAAAUUCCCAAACGAAGCCUGGGAGAGACUUUUGUGGUUUCCAGUUAGAUUCCACCAAGAGAAAAAACACAAAAAAACCAAAAUCCUGCCCAGCUGGUGCCACUUCUCAGGGUCAGAAUUGUGCAGUUCUUGAACAGAGUUGGCUCCUCCCUGCAGCAAACUUGGGGAAAGAGGUGAAGCAGCUGAAAAGAAACCUGAAAAAUUCCCUUUUUUUGUUGUGUUUUUGCUUUAUUUUUUAAAGUGAAGCAGCCCCAGAUCUGGAAAUUAUAAAAUUUUAAAAUGGAAAUCACCCUCAGGGGGUGGCUCAGCUUUCCAAGAUGUGGAUCCAGGGAUUGUGGCAGCGUUUGCUGCAGCUCCAGGGAGGAGAGGGCUGGGAUUUUUUACUGGGUUUUUAUUCCCUUCUCUGGCUGGGGAGAAAAUUCCUCCCCUUUUGGCUUCAUUUUUCUCCUGAAAGCCCAGAAAUGCCUCAAAGCCAGCCCAGAGCCCGGCUGCCAUCUUUUCUUCAUGUGUGUCCUUUAAAAAAUUUUUAAAACCCAAUUUUUUCCUGAUUUUUAAGCCAAGUUUUCCAACUGAAUUCCCCUCCCAAGGCCGGUAAAUCCCAAAUUUUUAAUCCUGCUGGAACAGCAGAUGGGGCUCUGAGCAUCUCCCACACCAUCCUCACCCUCAAAUCUCCUCUGGGACCUUUUUCCCUCUCCUUUUUUACAGCAUGGACUGAAAAAAAAAAAACCAA